CUAAUGUUUUAGGAUCCAGAAGAGAAAGAUAUGAUUGGCGAUCUUCUUAAUGGUAUGUCAAAAUACUAAAGCACUAUUAGAUAGUUUUGAAGCAGAAAAAACAAAAAAAUCAUAUUCUAACAAUAGACCCCCUGCAUUGGAAAUUAAAUAAUACCAAAAGGCCUCGCCUGUUUAUCAACCCAAGGUCUAUUCACCUUAGGUUUAACAUAAAGCAAAGUUGUUAAUUUGUUAAUUCAAGUUCUUACGAUUUAGAUUUACGACUAACAAAAAUACCUGUUUAGCAAAGUGCUCCCAAUUCAGCCUUAAAAGCCAAAUCAUAUGAUUGCAUGACUUAAUUUAUUCCAGAAGAAGAAACAAGUCUCGAUGGAGAUUUAGUAAUCAAAAAUUCAUAAUAAAAAAGAUAUCUAAAUGCAAGGAUUAAAAUGGUGCAAGAAGCAUUUAAAAGCAAUUCUAAGAAGGAUCUGUUGCAAUCAAAGAUUUGAUAUUCAGUAGACUAGAAAAGGGCUUCGUGUCCUUGUCAAAGGAUGUAUUUGGUAAUUAUGUCAUUUAAAAUCUUCUCGAAAAUGGUAUGAAUUUUAACUAAAGGUAGGAACUCCAUUACAACAAUAAAAAAUGCUUGUAAUUUUAUAGCCGCACACUUAACAACUUGCAUUUCAUCAAUACGGAUGUAGAGUCUUAUAAAAGCUGUUAUAAAAUUCCCAUAAAACUCCAGAGUUUAAAGUUUUAUUUGAUUCAAUAAAGGGGAAAGUCAGAGAAUUAGUCAUAGAUCAGCAUGGAAAUCACGUAGUGCAAAAGCUAAUCUAACUAAUGGAAGGUGAUGUUAGCCUCUGGGUUUUAGACGGAGUUGAAGGACAAAUAAGCAAGUUGGUUACAAAUUCUUUUGGAUGCAGGAUCAUUUAAAAAGCUAUUUCAAUCUCAAACAAUCAUACCGAAAGUUAGAUGAUUGUUUUACAAGAAAUCAUGAAGAUAUCUCAAGAAUUAUGCAUUUCAUAAUAUGGCAAUUAUAUCAUUCAGUAAUUAUUGAAAGAUGGCCCAGAAGUUAUCUAAAUUGAAAUUUAGCAAAUUAUCAUGGAUAAAAUAGAAGAAUAUAGCUUGAAUAAGUUUGGGAGGUAUUUUCAUUUUUUAAAUUAAGUAAUGUUGUUGAUUGUGCAAUCAAAUGUUCAAAUAAUAAAUUCAAAUUAAAAAUUAUGGAGUUAUUAUUGAGUCAAAAGAAUCAUCCAGUUUUAUUUGUAAGUCUCUCAAAAAAUGCAUAUGGCAAUUAUGUUGUCUAAAACUUCCUUAAAUUUUCUGAUAGUGAAAUAUAAAAAGAGUUUUAUCUGAAAAUUACAAACAAUUAAUAACUAUUGUAAGAAAUUUAAUAAUCACAAUUUGGUAUUUAACUAAAUUAAUUGUAGGUUAAUACGUGUAUUAGAUGUUAACUUAGAAAUUAGAACUUGAAGCUUUUAACUUAUGA
Paramecium octaurelia is the source of this 1453-nucleotide messenger RNA. Lineage: Eukaryota; Ciliophora; Oligohymenophorea; Peniculida; Parameciidae. The record is from the annotation of a GenBank genome assembly.